GUCAGUCACGGCGCCGGCGCCCGCGGGCCGUGCGGGAACUUCCUCGUUAUUGUGACGCGGCCGCGGCUCUGCACGGUCCCGCGAGCUCGGCGCGGCGCAGGCUACAUGACGCCCUGAAGCCGAGGACAAUGCUAUGUUGGGGAUACUGGUCUCUGGGCCAGCCCGGGAUCGGCAGCGACCUGCAGGGCAUCGUGGCCGAGCCCCAGGUGUGCGGCUUCGUCUCGGACCGGAGCGUGAAGGAGGUGGCGUGCGGGGGGAACCACUCCGUGUUCCUGCUGGAGGACGGGGGCGUCUACACCUGCGGCCUCAACACCAAGGGCCAGCUGGGCCACGAGCGGGAAGGAAACAAGCCCGAGCGAAUCGGAGCCUUGGCGGAUGAGCGCAUCGUGCAUGUGGCCUGUGGCGAGUCCCACAGUCUCGCCCUCAGUGACCGGGGGCAGCUCUUCUCCUGGGGUGCGGGCAGUGACGGCCAGCUCGGGCUCGUGACCGUUGAGGACUCAGUGGCGGUGCCCAGGUUAAUACAGAAGCUGAACCAGCAGACGAUCUUGCAAGUCUCCUGUGGCAACUGGCAUUGCUUGGCUCUUGCGGCUGAUGGUCAGUUCUUCACGUGGGGCAGGAACAGUCAUGGGCAGCUGGGCCUGGGGCGGGAGUUCCCGUCGCAGGCCAGUCCGCAGCGCGUGCGGUCCCUGGAGGGCAUCCCCCUGGCCCAGGUGGCGGCGGGUGGUGCGCACAGCUUCGCCCUCUCCCUCUCCGGCGCCGUCUUCGGCUGGGGCAUGAACAACGCCGGGCAGCUGGGCCUCAGCGACGAUGAAGAUCGAGAGUCUCCUUGCCAUGUGAAGCUCUUACGAACGCAAAAAGUUGUUUAUAUUAGCUGUGGAGAAGAACACACAGCUGUCCUCACGAAAAGCGGGGGCGUGUUCACCUUCGGAGCCGGUUCCUGCGGGCAGCUGGGCCACGACUCCAUGAACGACGAGGUCAACCCGAGGAGGGUGCUAGAGCUGAUGGGCAGCGAGGUCACCCAGAUCGCUUGCGGCAGGCAGCACACCCUCGCCUUCGUGCCUUCUUCCGGACUUAUCUACGCCUUCGGCUGCGGAGCCAGAGGUCAGCUGGGGACUGGACGCACGUGUAAUGUGCAGUGUCCGUCCCCGGUGAAGGGGCACUGGGCCGCCCACAGCGGGCAGCUCUCGGCCAGCGCAGAUCGCUUUAAGUACCAUAUUGUGAAGCAGAUCUUCUCUGGGGGAGACCAGACUUUCGUGCUUUGCUCCAAAUACGAGAAUGCCUGUCCGGCCGUGGACUUCAGGACCCUGAACCAGGCUCACUACACCAGUCUCAUCAACGACGAGACCAUCGCCGUCUGGAGGCAGAAGCUGGCUGAGCACGGCAGCUCCAACACCAUCAAUGGUGUAGUUCAGAUAUUAUCCUCUGCAGCCUGCUGGAAUGGAAGUUUCCUGGAAAAAAAAAUUGAUGAGCAUUUUAAAACCAGCCCCAGAACCCCCGGGAUUGACCUGAACUCAACGAGAAUAUUGUUUGAGAAGUUAAUGAGCUCCCAGCACUCCAUGAUUCUAGAACAGAUCCUCAACAGCUUUGAGAGCUGCCUGAUUCCUCAGUUGUCCAGUUCCCCGCCGGACGUCGAGGCCAUGAGAAUCUACUUGAUACUCCCCGAGUUUCCCUUGCUCCAGGACUCCAAGUACUACAUCACACUGACCAUCCCCCUGGCCAUGGCCAUCCUGCGGCUAGACGCGAACCCCAGCAAAGUCUUGGAUAACUGGUGGUCGCAGGCGUGCCCAGAGUAUUUCAUGAAGCUGGUGAACCUCUAUAGAGGAGCAGUCGUUUACCUGCUGCGGGGAAGAAAGACGUUCCUAAUUCCUGUCCUGUUUAACAAUUACAUCACAGCUGCUCUGAAGCUCUUGGAGAAGUUAUACAAGGUCAAUCUCAAAGUUAAGCACGUGGAAUAUGACACAUUUUACAUUCCUGAGAUCUCCAGUCUCGUGGACAUUCAAGAAGACUACCUCAUGUGGUUCCUGCAUCAGGCUGGCAUGAAGGCCAGGCCGUCUAUAAUACAGGAUGCCGUGACCCUCUGUUCCUACCCCUUCAUCUUCGACGCCCAGGCCAAGACGAAGAUGCUGCAGAGUGACGCGGAGCUCCAGAUGCAGGUGGCAGUGAAUGGGGCCAACCUGCAGAAUGUCUUCAUGCUCCUCACGCUGGAGCCUCUGCUGGCCAGAAGCCCAUUCCUGGUCCUCCAUGUCCGCCGGGACAACCUCGUGGGCGACGCCCUGCGGGAGCUGAGCAUCCACUCAGACAUCGACCUGAAGAAGCCCCUCAAGGUAAUCUUUGACGGCGAGGAAGCGGUGGACGCCGGGGGGGUCACCAAGGAGUUCUUCCUCCUGCUGCUGAAGGAGCUGCUGAACCCCAUCUAUGGCAUGUUCACCUACUACCAGGACUCGAAUCUCUUGUGGUUUUCAGAUACGUGUUUUGUAGAGCACAACUGGUUCCACCUGAUCGGCAUCACCUGCGGGCUGGCCAUCUACAACUCCACCGUGGUGGACCUGCACUUCCCCCUGGCCCUCUACAAGAAGCUGCUCAACGUCCCGCCUGGCCUGGAAGACUUGAAGGAGCUGUCCCCCACCGAGGGGAGGAGUCUUCAAGAACUUCUAGAUUACCCCGGGGAGGACAUCGAGGACACCUUCUGCCUCACCUUCACGAUCUGCCGAGAGAGCUACGGCGUGGCCGAGCAGAAGAAGCUGAUCCCUGGGGGAGACCGGGUGACCGUGUGCAAAGAGAACAGGCAGGAAUUUGUGGAUGCCUACGUGAACUACGUCUUCCAGAUCUCAGUGCACGAGUGGUACUCGGCUUUCUCCAGCGGCUUCCUGAAGGUGUGCGGUGGCAAAGUGCUCGAGCUCUUCCAGCCGUCGGAACUGCGGGCCAUGAUGGUGGGGAACUGCAACUAUGACUGGAAGGAGCUGGAGGCGACGGCUGUCUAUAAGGGGGAUUACUCAGCCGCACAUCCCACUGUGAAACUCUUUUGGGAAACGUUUCACGAGUUUCCAUUGGAAAAAAAGAAGAAGUUUCUCUUGUUCCUGACUGGCAGUGACCGCAUCCCCAUCUACGGCAUGGCCAGCUUGCAAAUCGUCAUCCAGCCCACGGCCAGUGGAGAGGACUACCUGCCCGUGGCCCACACUUGCUACAACCUGCUGGACCUGCCCAAGUACAGCAGCAAAGAGACGCUGUGCGCGCGGCUGACCCAGGCGCUGGACAACUACGAGGGCUUCAGCCUGGCCUGAGCUGCCCG
Molecule: messenger RNA, 3289 nt
Organism: Sorex fumeus (smoky shrew)
Lineage: Eukaryota; Metazoa; Chordata; Mammalia; Eulipotyphla; Soricidae
Gene: HERC3
Product: HECT and RLD domain containing E3 ubiquitin protein ligase 3
Exons: 25
Coding region: 129-3281 (1050 amino acids)
Biological process (GO): ubiquitin-dependent protein catabolic process; protein ubiquitination
Cellular component (GO): cytosol
Molecular function (GO): ubiquitin protein ligase activity
Source: RefSeq, a predicted model, not a curated record